CUACUUUCUUGUCUGGCUUUGAGAUGUCACAGGUGUGGAGUUUGGGUCUGCUCUGCUUCCUCAUUGGCGCAUCAUAUGCGGCAGAGGUCUGUUUUAAUGACCUGGGCUGCUUUGAUGACCUUCCUCCCUGGGGGGGCACUGCUCAGAGACCAGCUUCCAUCUUACCCUGGCAGCCUGAGAAGAUUGGCACCCGCUUCCUCCUCUUUACCCAGAAGAACCGCUACUACCAGGAGAUUAAGACUGACCAAACCAUUCAGGCAUCAAACUACAGUGGGAUGAGAAAGACUCGAUUCAUCAUUCCUGGUUAUUUGAAAAAAAGAGAUGAGGACUGGCCACAGGAGAUGUGUAAGGUUAUGGUAAAGUGGGAGAAUGUGAACUGCAUUGCUGUGGAGUGGAAGAAAGGUGUGAAGACUCAGUAUGCCCAGGCUGCCAAUAAUGCCAGGGUGGUGUCUGCUCAGGUGGCAUCCAUGAUCACAUUCCUCAUGGGCAACUACAAGCAGAAUGCUGAUAAGUUCCAUAUUAUCGGACACAGCCUCGGCGCUCACGCUGCAGGAGAUGCUGGAAGCAGGAUCACUGGCCUUGCACGCAUCACAGGACUGGACCCAGCUGAACCUUACUUCCAGGACACUAAUGCCUCUGUGAGUCUGGACACCAGCGACGCCACCUUUGUGGAUGUCAUUCACAGCGAUGGACUUCCUUUCAAUUCCAAACUUGGUCUGGGGAUGUCACAGUCUGUGGGCCACAUUGACUUCUACCCCAACGGAGGAGAGCUGAUGCCCGGCUGCUCCGUCAACAAAGGGAAUCCCACUGACUUGGAUGCCAUCUGGGAGGGUACCAUGAAGUUUGAUGCAUGCAACCAUGUCCGAGCCUACCAGUACUACAGCGAGAGUGUGGUUAAACCCCAAGGUUUUGUAGGAUUCCCCUGCUCUGACAAGGACAGUUUUGCUGCUGGAAAGUGUUUCCCAUGUGCAGACAACAAAUGUCCUCUGAUGGGCCACCAUGCUGACAAGUUCACUGUGACUGAUGGCAUUUCGAAGACAAAGUUCUUCCUCAACACAGGCAGUUCAAAACCCUUUGGCUGUUACAGCUACAGAGUGAUGCUAACCCUGGAUGGUCCUCGCUGGCCUAACCCAGGCAGCAUGUAUGUAGCAUUCGUUGGAGACAAUGACAGCACCAAGGAGUACCAGCUUUAUGUGGGUAAACUGGUAGCUGGCUGGACCUAUGAGGUGCUGAUCAACACUGAGGUAGACUUGGUUGAUGUGACAGAGGUGAAGUUUCGGUGGAACAACUACAUCUUUAACCCCAUGAAACCCAAGUACGGUGCAUCCAAGGUGGAGCUGCAGAGAGGAAAAGACCAGAAGAUUGUCUUAUUCUGUGGAACAGAGAACGUGGUGGAAAAUGCGAUCCAGUCUGUGCUUCCAUGCCAAGCUUAGCUAGCCAAAAUAUGACAAAUCAGUGUCACAUGGGGUCUUUCAAUAAAGAUUUUUGCAUUCAAACCUCUUCA
Messenger RNA from Siniperca chuatsi (mandarin fish), 1504 nucleotides. RefSeq names its product inactive pancreatic lipase-related protein 1-like. The coding region runs from base 24 to 1433 and encodes 469 amino acids. Lineage: Eukaryota; Metazoa; Chordata; Actinopteri; Centrarchiformes; Sinipercidae. Gene Ontology annotation, biological process: lipid metabolic process. The record is from RefSeq and is a predicted model, not a curated record. Gene Ontology annotation, molecular function: triacylglycerol lipase activity; protein binding. The transcript has 13 exons.